Molecule: messenger RNA, 1301 nt
Organism: Strongylocentrotus purpuratus (purple sea urchin)
Lineage: Eukaryota; Metazoa; Echinodermata; Echinoidea; Camarodonta; Strongylocentrotidae
Exons: 3
Coding region: 1-369 (122 amino acids)
Source: RefSeq, a predicted model, not a curated record
AUGGUCGAUAACCUCACGCAGGCGCUAGGCUAUCUCCACGCCGGAGUCACGGGUCCAAAGUAUGGUCACAGUUCUGAACUAGCGCCCAGAAGUCUACCCUGUGGACAUCCCUCUUGCAAGGGUUGUCUCACUAGGUCCGCUAACGCUACCAACCCUCGAGGAAGCAUCGAUGUCUCCCUGUCGCUCACCGCAUCGAAAGCAUCGUGGCUGAGAUCAAGUCUAAUGAAAGUGAAACUAGUGACGAGUUCAUCCCAGAACAGACGACAUCAACCUCCCCAUCCUCAUCGAUCACCAGACACAAACUCUAGGUCGUUGAUCGAGGACGUCGACGAGGCCAAGAGAAGGGCCCAGGCCGGCUACCAGAUCUAGGUCUUAGUACGACAAAUCAACGGGAGGACCCUAACCAUCAAUACCAGUGCCAACGCCACCGUUGGCGAUCUCCAGCGAGAGAUCAAGACGAGAACCAGCAUUGACCAGUCCCAGCAGAGGCUGACCUUCAGCGGUCGGAAUUUGGACGACAAAACAAGAACAUUGUCAUCCUAUGGUAUCGUAAAUCUAUAUAAUAUUGAUAUGAAUGCGAGGCUCCGUGGAGGUAGCCAAUAGAUAUUCUUUCCUCCAUUUCCUUUUUAUCAUCUAUUAUUUGUAUUAAUUCAUUUGUUUAGGCUACACAUAGAAAAUUACAUUGCAUAAGCCUUUACACAUUAUUCCUUAUGUUACAACUGUAAAUCUAUGCUCUGUGAAAUUGCUUAUUAUUGUAUGUACUUGAGUAUUUUGUUGAUACCAUAAAAUAAAUGUUACAUUGAACUGAAUUGAAUUUAAAGAGUUACAUCGAACUGAAUUGGAUUUAAAGAGAAACAUCUUGAACAAUUCAUUUAUCAUUCAAAACAUAAUAAUUAUGUCAUGAUGUUUGUCUUUGAGCUUAACCUCAGCAGCCCCCCCCCCCUUAAAAAAAACGACAAAAAAUAUUUUGUGUUAUAUUUAUUCAUGUGUCAUUCUUUAGACAGAACAGACAAUAGAUAUACGUAGUAUAGUAAAUGUAGACCUGUACAUUCCUAAUCCUAAUAUCGAUGCUUUUCCCAUAAUAAGAUUCAUCUUUUUGUCAAGUGAUAUAUGGUUUCAGGCAUUUUGUUUUCGUUUCUGAAAAGGUUGGCUUCGUUAAGUUAUUUUUUUAUGCAAGUACUAUGAUGAUGAAAUAGGAAUUCGUAGCGUCAAGUUUGUUUAGACAUGUUGCUAGCAUUCGUAAUGUUAUGUAUAUAUGAAAUUAUAUUUUUAAAUUAUAUUUUAUCACCUUAAACAUUCAU